AUGUCUGGAUUCGAAGUAGCUGGAAUUGUACUCGGCUCGAUUCCGUUGGUUAUAUCGGCUUUAGAACAUUAUGCGGAGGGCCUGUCAACAAUUAGAAGUAUGCAAAAGUACGAGGAGGUAUUCGAACAUCUGCAUGCUUCAUUUGUGACUAUCUCUUGUAUCUACAGAAACGCCUGCGAGGAGUUACUGAGUCCACUUGCCCUCUCGGAUGCCCAACUGUAUCAAUUGUUGGAGCAUCACGAAACGUCAUCAUGGGAGAGCCCCAAGCUCAAUGAGGCUCUGCGCAAUCGACUGGGAAGUAAUUAUUUGCCUUUCAAAUCCUCUAUUAAGCAACUUAACAAGAAAAUCAACCUUUUCGGCCGAAAAUUACAAUUGCGCGACAAUUUUCAGCCGCCCUGGACGACUCCAACAGGAGGUAAUGAUGCAGCGGCGCGGAACAAGUUCUUCAACGAUCCGUUCAUACGAAUCAAAGGGGGUUUCAAGUCGAAGCAGUACAAACAGCUCUUGUCAUCCAUCGAAGAAGACGUAAACCGCAUUUCCAGCCUCACUGCGGGAGCGAUUGCGCUUGAACCAUUACGACUUCAGAGAAGACGCAAAGCGAACACGGAGUAUUUGCUGAAGUUUCGGCAACAAGCAGAAAAACUUUAUGACGCCUUCAAUACGCGAUGGUCCUCAAGAUGCAUGUGCCAGUGUACGCAUCAAGCUAAUUUGCGUCUUGACAUACAAAGAGACCAAGAGUCCGGCAAGCCUUCUACCUUCAAGCUGGUAUUCACAUUCGGUUCACCAGAUUCCGGGCAAAAUGCUCCUUGGAAACCACUCCCAGUCGAGAUCGAAGCUGUAGAUAUAAUCGACGUAACAAAGCCUAACAACAGCUCGUUACUUCCCAAUAUCGUCAUACACUCGAACACGAAAGCGGAUGAUCACUGGAAAUGCCUGAAAAGAGCCCCGGACAUCGUCGACCUAUGCGCAGCACUGCAAAGCUGUCCAAGCCUUGACUGCAUAGGUGUCAUGAGCGACAAGCUCGCCAAACACCACAUCCACACUCUUCACCCUCCCAACGCAAACCCCAUUGACAAACGAGUCACAAUACAACAGAUGAUAACGACACAAGGUGCAACCUUCCAAAUCAAAGAAAAGUGUACCCUAGCUCUCACUCUCGCAUCCGCCGUCUACCAUCUCCACAACACGCCCUGGCUGGAAGAAACCUGGGACCUGAACGACAUCUGCAUCCUAAGCCAAUCCGUACUAUCUGACCAACCCUACAUAUCCCGUGACUUCCCAGCCGCAGCCACGAUACCAGUGCAAAGCCAAAGGAUGCGUAUCAUCAAGAACAGCAUCAUCUUCGCUCUCGGCGUCGCGUUACUAGAGAUCUCAUACGGCAAACCACUGCAUGCGUUUGUCACCGCAGAUGACCUAGAUGCCACAGGUAAUCGUACGGCUUUCACCGAUUAUCUUAUUGCGGAUCGGUUGGCCGAGGGCUUGCGUACGAGGGAGUUGCGGAAUUAUGCGGACGCGACGCAGAGGUGUAUUCAUUGUAACUUUGAGGCUUCGGUGUUUAGUUUGGAUGACGAUGAUUUCAGGGAGAGGUUUUACCAGGGUGUUAUAGUACCACUAAGGAAGGACUACGAAUACGUCGUUAGUACUGUCGCGACAUGA
Alternaria atra is the source of this 1656-nucleotide messenger RNA. RefSeq lists its product as uncharacterized. The record is from RefSeq and is a predicted model, not a curated record. Bases 1 to 1656 code for a protein of 551 amino acids. NCBI's taxonomy places the organism in Eukaryota, Fungi, Ascomycota, Dothideomycetes, Pleosporales, Pleosporaceae. The transcript is spliced from 3 exons.